Messenger RNA from Wyeomyia smithii (pitcher-plant mosquito), 1404 nucleotides. Its product is annotated as developmentally-regulated GTP-binding protein 2. The record is from RefSeq and is a predicted model, not a curated record. Gene Ontology annotation, biological process: cytoplasmic translation. Gene Ontology annotation, molecular function: GTPase activity; GTP binding. The transcript is spliced from 3 exons. Gene Ontology annotation, cellular component: cytoplasm. NCBI's taxonomy places the organism in Eukaryota, Metazoa, Arthropoda, Insecta, Diptera, Culicidae. The coding region runs from base 130 to 1221 and encodes 363 amino acids.
CCAGAGAGAACGUCCGUCGUUCGGUGUUUCGAAAGGAAAAAAGUUUGAUUCGGACGAGAAUUUUAGCAGAAAUACUGCCGUCUUUACGUUAGUUAUUUUAAUUUUAGGUGAAUCUUCAUUUAAUACAUCAUGGGUAUUUUGGAAAAAAUCUCUGAUAUCGAGAAAGAAAUUGCUAAAACUCAAAAAAAUAAAGCCACCGAGUACCAUCUCGGUUUACUGAAAGCAAAACUUGCUAAGUACCGAUCCCAGCUGCUAGAGCCCUCGAAGAAGGGCGAAAAAGGAGAUGGAUUUGAUGUUUUGAAAUCCGGUGAUGCUAGAAUUGCCCUCAUUGGUUUUCCGUCUGUCGGUAAGUCCACCCUGCUGUCUACGCUGACCAAGACGGAAUCGGAAGCGGCAAACUACGAGUUCACUACGUUAACCUGCAUUCCGGGUGUGAUCGAGUACAAGGGUGCCAACAUACAACUGCUCGAUUUACCGGGUAUCAUCGAAGGUGCCGCUCAGGGAAAAGGUCGUGGUCGGCAGGUUAUCGCCGUGGCACGUACGGCGGAUCUGGUGCUGAUGAUGCUGGAUGCUACGAAGCCGAACGUGCACCGUGAUUUGCUUGAGUACGAGUUGGAAUCGGUCGGACUAAGAUUGAACAAGCGAAAACCGAAUAUUUACUUCAAGAUUAAGAAGGGAGGCGGUGUGAGCUUCAACUCGACAUGCCCUCUGACGAGGUGCAACGAGAAGAUGGUGCAAACAAUUUUACAUUCGUUUAAAAUUUUCAACGCUGAAGUUCUGUUUCGUGAAGACUGCACGGAGGAUGAGUUUAUCGAUGUGGUUUCGGGUAACAGAAUCUAUCUGCCGUGUAUCUACGUCUACAACAAAAUCGAUCAGAUUUCAAUCGAGGAGGUGGACCGACUGGCUCGCCAGCCUUUCAGUGUCGUAGUCAGCUGUAAUAUGCAUUUGAAUUUGGAUUAUCUGCUGGAGGUUCUCUGGGAACAUCUGAUGCUGAUAAGAGUGUACACGAAAAAGCCUGGUGCACCCCCGGAUUUCGAUGAUGGGCUGAUUUUAAGAAGGGGAGUCACUGUGGAGCAUGUUUGCCACGCUAUUCACCGAACGUUGGCUGAUCAGUUCAAGUACGCACUGGUGUGGGGAACCUCUACCAAAUAUUCACCGCAACGAGUCGGAAUUUCCCACGUAAUGCAAGACGAGGAUGUGAUCCAGGUGGUUAAAAAAUAAGCAAAAGUUCACAACCUUCUUCCGUCAUCGUCAGUUGUUGGUUCGUUCACUGCGAGGCUGACCGUUUGAUUGUUCGGUGCGUCGAGUUGUAAGUACCGUUGCCCUAAUUUUUUGGUUUAAUAUGAGACAUCUAGCAGAAGCAAUUACUUGUGACUAUUAAAAUGAUACCUUUAUUACUCAAAA